Messenger RNA from Acromyrmex echinatior (Panamanian leafcutter ant), 652 nucleotides. RefSeq lists its product as uncharacterized. The record is from RefSeq and is a predicted model, not a curated record. Lineage: Eukaryota; Metazoa; Arthropoda; Insecta; Hymenoptera; Formicidae.
CGACGGAGUAACAUCGCUUCUCUACAAAUCUGUCAUUCGCAACUGUACAAAUAGAAGCGUCAACUAGCCUCAUUUUUUCCUUUUACUCUCGCAGCAAAGCGAAGUGCGCCAUUGAAGAUCGUGACAGGAUGAGAACCAACACGAUUUCCGGUCUUUUCUCGCUUUACUUAUCGAUCAUCCUACUCGUGAUCUUAGUUUCCAUCAGUGAUAAGGCAUAUGCUAAACGUGGUUGCGCGGCGUUCGGACAUACUUGUUAUGGUGGUUAUGGUAAAAGAUUUGAUUCGACUGUGGAACGCAACAGUUUACAAAACAGCAUCACCCGGAAUAUUCAAGAAUCUAAAGUACCAUUGUCAAAUGUCGAAUUAUUUUACAUUCUUCCGAACGACGAAUUUCGGGAACGAUCUGAUCAGUCUUUUAUGAGGACUCACAGAGACACUCAACAAGUCAAUGUUCAUCCUCUAUCGUUUUUAGUGGAUCACUGGAUAGCGUUGCAUCGUCGCCGACAUCAUACAAAUAUGGACAUUACUAAUAAGUAAAGGGAGAUGAAUUACCGUAUACCAAAAUUAAGCAGUUUCGUAAAUAUUCAUCUAUAUCCAAAAGAAAAUAUCGAUGCUAUUAUUAUGAUUUUAAUUUAGUUACGCGUAUCACAUCU